Messenger RNA from Oncorhynchus mykiss (rainbow trout), 1130 nucleotides. The record is from RefSeq and is a predicted model, not a curated record. Lineage: Eukaryota; Metazoa; Chordata; Actinopteri; Salmoniformes; Salmonidae.
AGACACAGAAGAACAAGACUUGGGUCGUCUCAGCUACAAGGCGGUCUCGUUAAGUCAACUCAAGUCAAGGACUUUGACUGAAGUUUCCGUACACCGAUUGAGGACUAUUGAGCUUUGAGGGAUCUUCAGUGUGACGUUGAGGGCCAUGGAUGUGUUAUCAAGGGCUGUGAUGUGUUUCUGCUUGAUGGGCUGGAUGACUUUAGGAUGGAGUAAUGCUGCUCAGUUCACAUCAAUUAACAUGAAGAGAAACAUAGACAAACUGAAAGUCCACUAUAAGAUCUCCAAGGACCAGCUGUUCAACGGAAACCCUGUUUUCCCCAAGGACACGUUUGAGGACAGUGAGCAGAGGGUGUUGAUGAGUGUGGUUCUGGACGUUUACCUGAGUAUCUUCAGCCAGAUGCUGAACCAGACGGGGGACCAGGAAGUGAGGGAGAGGCUGGACCAGGUCAAGGGGAAGGUUCAGGAGACUCAGAAACACUAUUUCCUGGGGAGGAUACCUGAGCUGAGGACACACCUGCAGAACCUGUGGGCCAUCAAGACCAGUGACACCACAGUCCAGGGGAAGGCUCUGUCCGAGUUCAUUACCAUCUACGAGAAAGCCUCCAAACUGGCCCAUGAGAUCCAUCUAAAGAAGGACAACCGCAGGAAGAGACGGCAAGCCCAGAGGCUCAAAUCACACAUCAUGUAGAUGACCAAACGUGUCUACUGUGAAGGCUAGGUGUAGGGUGAAGAUACACCUGGAAGCUGACCUUGGGUCAGUUUAGCAUUUCCCCCUCUAACAGUGAAGGUUAGGAUUGGGGGAGGGAGCUGAUCCUAGAUCUGUACCUAGGGGAACCCACCCCCCCAAAAGCCACAGUUGAGAUACAUAUUGAAGCUACAUAUUACCUUGAUACAAAACUCUAUUUAUAUUGUUAAGUUAUUUAAUCUAUUAUUUAAUAUAUUAUUAAGUUAUUUAUCAUUGUGAAAAGAGUAUUUAUAUUUUAUGAAUCGAAAGGAAUCUAUUUUGUCAAUUAAUAUGUAUUAUUUAUUAUAUAAAAAAUGCUUUUCUCUUGGAAUUUAAAGACUUGUUUCUUGCAGUUGACGCAAGAUCUGUAAGUUCUACGAGUGAAUAAACGGACAUUAAGAAAACA